Molecule: messenger RNA, 822 nt
Organism: Nilaparvata lugens (brown planthopper)
Lineage: Eukaryota; Metazoa; Arthropoda; Insecta; Hemiptera; Delphacidae
Exons: 1
Coding region: 1-822 (273 amino acids)
Source: RefSeq, a predicted model, not a curated record
AUGACCAAGGCAGACGUGGAAUGUAUUGUCAACGAGGGUCAGAUUUGGAGAUGCCCACCUUGUUCCAAGUUGAGGAGGCAGAGUAUGAGUGCUGUGUCUUCUGCUGAGGAUGGCAAUGCCAGCAUAUCACAAGUGAUAUUUAUGCUAGAGGAGGCCAGAGAGGAUAGGAAGCGAAUGGAGAGGGAAUUUAAUGCUUCUUUCGAGUUUGCAAACAGUAAGAUUGACGACCAGACUAAUACAAUUACUAAUCAAACUUUGAAAAUAAAUGAGUGCCUUAGAUUAAUUGAGGACUUGAAAAAAGAGAAUGCAAGCCUUAAGAGGAAAGUUUGUGACUUGGAGACACGGCUCGAAGAUGCUGAACAGUACACACGCUCCAAUACACUUGAAAUCUAUGGAGUACCAGAGACGAAAAACGAGGAUGUGUAUGAAACUGUAAAGAGAGUGUGUAAUGCUCUUGAUGUUAAUAUAACAAGAGAAAAAAUUGACGUCUGCCAUCGACUGGGAAAACCUAAGGGAGACAAUCGGCCUGCUGGUAUUAUUGUGAAAUUUGUCAGGAGAGAGGACAAGUUCUCGGUGGUGGCGAGGAGAAAGGUUAAGCGUAAUUUAUCGACGCAGGACCUUGGAUUCCAGCAGCAGGCAGUAGUCUACAUCAACGAGAGUCUAAGUCCGGCGCGGAGAAGAAUUUUUGCAGCUGCCAGGGAGGCUAAGAAGAAAUAUGACUACGCUUAUCUGUGGGUGCAGAACGGGAGGAUACUAAUGAGGAAGGAGCAGGGUAAACCGAUUGUGAAAAUAUCGUCGUUGAGUGAUCUCGAUAGACUGUAA